UUGCCUUUUUUAACCUUUUAAAUUCUAACCUUUUGCUCGAUUUGAUGUUCGUCUGUAAACAUGUAUAAAAAGCCUGCGGCGCUGAAAUUGAGAAAUUUGGAGGUAUUCUCGGAGGUAAAGUGGAUGGGUGUUGGGUGGGACACGCCCUCCUUGUCGCGGGCCACCUUGUCGCGACCACCUUGUCGCGACCACCAUGUCGCAGGCCACCUUGUCGCAGGCCCACCUUGUCGCAGGCCACCUUGUCACAAAGGGGUGAAAAAUUUUUAUGCUGCCAUGGAGGUUAGGAAAAGGCCUCUGGGCACGAUCGGGGUUUUCUGGAGUAAUUUGGAUCGGUUUUACUCCUUCAAAAACUCCGGCAGAAUCUACCCGGAUAAGAGAAAAAUAAUAAAAUGAAAAAAAGGCAAUCCCGGAGAAUCGUGGUCCCUGCG
Messenger RNA from Meloidogyne enterolobii, 428 nucleotides. The record is from the annotation of a GenBank genome assembly. NCBI's taxonomy places the organism in Eukaryota, Metazoa, Nematoda, Chromadorea, Rhabditida, Meloidogynidae.